Messenger RNA from Pseudomassariella vexata, 1975 nucleotides. RefSeq lists its product as uncharacterized. NCBI's taxonomy places the organism in Eukaryota, Fungi, Ascomycota, Sordariomycetes, Amphisphaeriales, Pseudomassariaceae. Bases 60 to 1928 code for a protein of 622 amino acids. The transcript is spliced from 2 exons. The record is from RefSeq and is a predicted model, not a curated record.
CAAUCAAGGAGUCUGAACGAAGGUGAGAUACAAAGGUCGCCAAGUGAGUCGCAGUCGCCAUGUCGACUAGCCUCAUCAACAAUAACCAGGCCUCUGGGCAAUCCUUCUAUUCGCCUGCCUUCCCCUUCGAUCCCAGACUCACUAAUGAUGUCGCCCACAGCAGUAACGGCCAGGUUCAGCACCCGGACAUUGGCAGCGCCCUGCCAGCGGAUUCCCCCAACAAUGGCGAUGCUCCAGCACAAGCAGCGCCCGUGAAGACGCCCGCCAUCAACUCCAUCGGCGACGAAUCCGACAACGGCCAAAGCGGAAGCAAGCAGCAGCAAACAUGGCUGUACCCUCACGGCCACUGUACUGGCAUCCAUGGGAAGUCCAACCUCGAGCAGUUCAGGUCCGAGAUUGAACAGAGAACCAGGACGGGCGAGAGCUGCGAUCAGAUUGCCGAUGCCCUCGUAGCCAAGGGCGUCCAGACGAGCAGCAAGGCCGUCGCCCGCAUGCGACUGAGAUGGGGCUUCCGAAAGAGGGCUCCCAAGAAGACGUACAACUGGAAGAACGCCCACAAGAACAAGCCCAACUUCGACCCACUGUCAUCAGCCGCCACCCCAAAUGGCGCUGCGUGUGCCCCUUCACCCUACAGAGGCAGCAAAGGUGCCAAACAACUGCAAAACCGCGCCGAAAUCACCCAGAUGACCCAGCAGGGUCUGUCGUCCGAGGAGAUCGCUAACAUAAUGACGUCCCGCGGCAUGCAGCUCAAAUCGGGCGUCAGCACCAUCCGGCGCCUCCAGCGCGUUUGGAAACUGGUGGUUGACGAAGCCCAUACCUUGAAGAACCUGCGCCACCUUGCAAGAAAGAAAUCGAGAGAACAGCAGAGGAAAGAGUUCCAGAACUAUGCAAAAGAGUUGGAGCUCGCAGAUCCUGAUGCCUGGGUCAGGGCCAAAAUGAACGAUCCAGUGGCUAGGAAGACGAGACAAGACCACGCUAUUGACUUGAUGGGUAAUGCUGCUCCCCAGAAGACCACAAGCAAAAGCCCAGCCAAUCCCCCAGCCAAUCCCCCAGCCAAUCCGUCUGCCGAAUUGCCAACCUCUGCAAAAGGAGGGCGCUCCAGGAAAAAUCCAGACGCGCCAGCACGUGCCGCAAAGAGAGCCAAGGGAGAUGAGGUGCGCCGGUAUCCCAAUGCGCAUGCGACAGAGGGAACAUCGUCCUCGACAGCUGUACUUGUCGUUGAUGAUGGCGGCCAUGUUGAUUACAACUCAGCAACCAAUUGCACGCACCAAUCCGAUAGUGCGCCUAGAGCACUCAGGUCGCGACCUUCGUGCACUGCCCCUAUUGCAGAGCCUGAUGUAAGUGAUGGCGACAGCAAUGCGGUUGAUGAGGAUGAUGUGCCAAGACCUCUCGGGACCCAGUCGUUGACGUCAUCUGCCCUGAAAGAAAUCCUGCGCCGGCAACAAUGUUUGGGUCAUGGUGAUGCAGGAGAUGAGUCUGCUGGCAGUGAGAGUGAACGCAGCGGAAGCAGCAACUUGGACGACGAGGACCAGGCCAGCACGACGGUCAAUGACGGUUCCCCGUACCCACCUUUGAUGGAGACCGGCAAGUACGAUUCUGAUGAUUACCAACCAAUGGAUGGGCAUGAGCAUCAGAAUCGCGCGCCCAUCACUGCAGCGCCUGCUGGUCCACCUCACCAGGACAUCCAUAGUAACUUCAUUAUGCCCGUUGCACGGACACCCGAGCAGGUGGAAACGGCUAUAGCAAUGAUUUCUUGCGCCAGCAAUUGCUUGCUGGCUGCCGAGACGAUGAAGGACUUGCUCAUCUCACGAAAAGACGGGAAGCCUAGGAUUGGGGGUCUAACUGGUUUGCCACCGUCAGAAGCAGAUAUCCAGGUCGCACGUCACAAGAUGAGACUAGUCGCUAAAGAUAUUCUGAAGACGUUUUAGUAUUGCAGCCAUUGAGCAAUCAGCUUGGACUUGAGUGCGCUAGAUGG